Penicillium angulare is the source of this 897-nucleotide messenger RNA. Its product is annotated as lipase family protein. Bases 1 to 897 code for a protein of 298 amino acids. The transcript is spliced from 4 exons. Gene Ontology annotation, biological process: lipid catabolic process. The record is from RefSeq and is a predicted model, not a curated record. NCBI's taxonomy places the organism in Eukaryota, Fungi, Ascomycota, Eurotiomycetes, Eurotiales, Aspergillaceae.
AUGCUGUCUUUUUCACAUCUUUGGGCUGUGAGCGCAGUCGCAACGCUGGCCGUUGCUGCGCCAGUACAACUCUUGAACAAUCGCGAUGUCUCGGAUGACACGUACAACAGCCUCUAUCUGUUUGCCCAAUAUUCCGCAGCCGCAUAUUGCUCAGCCAAUAUCGAUGCCUCUGAUACAGGUGCUUCAAUCACCUGCUCGGCUGGCAAUUGUCCAGAUGUGCAGUCAGCAACGACCAAGACCUUAUAUGAGUUUGACCAGGCGAACGACUACGGCGAUUGUACCGGAUUCCUCGCUGUAGACGAGACCAAUAGCCUCAUUGUGCUUUCAUUCCGUGGAAGCAGUGACAUUCAGAACUGGGUUGCCAAUUUGAACUUUGACUUGAACGAUGACAGUGGUCUUUGCGAUGGUUGCUCAGUACACUCGGGAUUCUGGGAGUCGUGGGAGACUGUUUCGGAUGAGGUUACGUCUCAAAUUGACUCUGCACAGAGCACAUACUCCGGCUAUCAGCUCGUAGUUACUGGCCACAGUCUUGGUGGUGCACUUGCUGCUCUUUCAGGAACAGCACUUCGCAACGCUGGAUAUACACUGGACCUGUAUACCUAUGGUCAGCCUCGCGUGGGUAAUGAGGCAUUGGCCGACUACAUGACCAACCAGGGCAGUCUUUGGCGUACCACACACACCGAUGACACUGUUCCCCGUGUGCCUCCGGAGGCUUUCGGAUACGCCCAUGCUAGCCCUGAGUACUGGAUUACAAGCGGUGACGCCGUCAGCGUGACCGACGCUGAUAUCGAGGAAAUUGAGGGCGUGGACUCGUCCGACGGAAAUGCAGGCGAAUCAUCCCUCAGCAUUACAGCCCAUCUGUGGUACUUUAUGUCAAUUGCUGGGUGUUCGCUGUAA